Molecule: messenger RNA, 1191 nt
Organism: Acomys russatus (golden spiny mouse)
Lineage: Eukaryota; Metazoa; Chordata; Mammalia; Rodentia; Muridae
Product: keratin-associated protein 10-11-like
Exons: 1
Coding region: 1-1191 (396 amino acids)
Source: RefSeq, a predicted model, not a curated record
AUGCUGCAGUGUACACCAGCGUGCUGUGCUGCAGUGUACACCAGCGUGCUGUGCCGCAGUACACACCAGCGUGCUGUGCCGCAGUACACACCAGCGUGUUGUGCCACAGUGUACACCAGCGUGCUGUGCCGCAGUGUACACCAGCGUGCUGUGCCGCAGUACACACCAGCGUGUUGUGCCGCAGUGUACACCAGCGUGCUGUGCCGCAGUACACACCAGCGUGCUGUGCCGCAGUACACACCAGCGUGUUGUGCCACAGUGUACACCAGCGUACACCAGCGUGCUGUGCCGCAGUGUACACCAGCGUGCUGUGCCGCAGUACACACCAGCGCGCUGUGCCGCAGUGUACACCAGCGCGCUGUGCCGCAGUGUACACCAGCGCGCUGUGCCGCAGUACACACCAGCGUGCUGUGCCGCAGUACACACCAGCGUGCUGUGCCACAGUGUACACCAGCGUGCUGUGCCGCAGUACACACCAGCGUGCUGUGCCGCAGUGUACACCAGCGUGCUGUGCCGCAGUGUACACCAGCGUGCUGUGCCGCAGUACACACCAGCGUGCUGUGCCGCAGUGUACACCAGCGUGCUGUGCCGCAGUACACACCAGCGUGCUGUGCCGCAGUGUACACCAGCGUGCUGUGCCGCAGUACACACCAGCGUGCUGUGCCGCAGUGUACACCAGCGUGCUGUGCCGCAGUACACACCAGCGUGCUGUGCCGCAGUACACACCAGCGUGCUGUGCCGCAGUACACACCAGCGUGCUGUGCCGCAGUACACACCAGCGUGCUGUGCUGCAGUACACACCAGCGUGCUGUGCCGCAGUACACACCAGCGUGCUGUGCCACAGUGUACACCAGCGUGCUGUGCCGCAGUACACACCAGCGUGCUGUGCCGCAGUACACACCAGCGUGCUGUGCCGCAGUACACACCAGCGUGCUGUGCCGCAGUACACACCAGCGUGCUGUGCCGCAGUACACACCAGCGUGCUGUGCCGCAGUACACACCAGCGUGCUGUGCUGCAGUGUACACCAGCGUGCUGUGCCGCAGUACACAACAGCAUGCUGUGCCGCAGUGUACACCAGCGUGCUGUGCCGCCCACCCUCAAAGCUUUUUAAUUCGGUUUACAAAACAGAAAAGCAGGGGACAGAGACACACGGAAACAAAGGGCUGCAGCAAGAGUGGUCCUCAGCUUGA